Molecule: messenger RNA, 624 nt
Organism: Cordyceps militaris CM01
Lineage: Eukaryota; Fungi; Ascomycota; Sordariomycetes; Hypocreales; Cordycipitaceae
Product: protein tyrosine phosphatase
Exons: 3
Coding region: 1-624 (207 amino acids)
Biological process (GO): sphingolipid biosynthetic process; fatty acid elongation; very long-chain fatty acid biosynthetic process
Cellular component (GO): endoplasmic reticulum membrane
Molecular function (GO): 3-hydroxyacyl-CoA dehydratase activity
Source: RefSeq, a predicted model, not a curated record
AUGGCUCCCUCGUCGCCUCUCCGAACGGGCUACCUCGUCCUCUACAAUGCCCUGUCCUGCGCCGCCUGGGCCGUGGUCCUGUACCGCACCGUCACCAGCUGCCUCACCAUCGGCUACCCGUACACAUACCUUGAAGUCGGCGAGUGGACGCGCUGGACACAGACGGCCGCGUGCCUCGAGGUUCUGCACUCUCUAUUCGGAAUUGUCCGCGCUCCCAUCGCCACCACCGUGAUGCAGGUCAUGUCGCGCCUCCUCCUCGUCUGGGGCAUCACCUACCCCUUUCCCUUCGUCACGCAGGCGCCCUUUUACGCCUCCAUGCUCGUCGCCUGGUCCGUCACCGAGGUCAUCCGCUACUCGUACUUUGCCACCAGCCUCGCCGGCCUCCAGCCCUCUUUCCUGACGUUUCUGCGCUACAACACCUUCUUCAUCCUCUACCCGCUCGGCAUCUUCUCCGAGUGCUCCCUCAUCUUCAUCACCUCCAAGUUUCUGCAGGGCGCGGAGCAGUACAUGCUCUACGCCAUUCUCGCCAUCUACAUUCCUGGUUCCUACACUCUGUACACGUACAUGAUGAAGCAGCGCUCCAAGGUCUUUGGUGGUGCGCAGACCGCCAAAAAGACCCAAUAA